Nelumbo nucifera (sacred lotus) is the source of this 933-nucleotide messenger RNA. Its product is annotated as MADS-box protein AeAP3-2-like. Lineage: Eukaryota; Viridiplantae; Streptophyta; Magnoliopsida; Proteales; Nelumbonaceae. Gene Ontology annotation, molecular function: protein dimerization activity; DNA-binding transcription factor activity; RNA polymerase II transcription regulatory region sequence-specific DNA binding. The record is from RefSeq and is a predicted model, not a curated record. Gene Ontology annotation, biological process: positive regulation of transcription by RNA polymerase II. Gene Ontology annotation, cellular component: nucleus.
UUUAAGCUUCACCCAAAUUAAGCUCUCUUACCAAUAAAGCAAAACCUCCAUUUGUCUGCCUUCUUGGGAUUUCUCCAAUUGAUCGAUGGUCUCUGUUUUCGACACUUGAACCAGCAGGAAAAUCAGGCAGAAGAAAAAGGUUAAAAUUCCCUUGUUUUCUCUCUUUCCCUAACAAGAAGACAGACAACCCUCCACUGUUUGAUAAUUAUGGGGCGAGGAAAGAUAGAGAUCAAGAGGAUCGAGAAUACAACCAACAGACAAGUUACCUUCUCCAAGCGCCGAGGAGGGCUGAUGAAGAAGGCCCAUGAACUUUCUGUUCUGUGUGAUGCCCACCUUGGGCUGAUCAUCUUCUCCAGUUCUGGCAAGAUGUACGAGUACUGCAGCUCACAGUCUAGCAUGCAACAAAUCAUCGAAAGGUACCAAAAGGUCUCAGGAACUCGUAUCCAAGAGUAUGAUAACCAGCUAGUAUACAGCGAGAUGACGAGGAUGAAAAACGAGACGGACAGGCUACAGGCAAGCAUGCGACACUUCACCGGAGAGGACUUGGCCUCUUUACCUUAUAACGACUUGCAUCAGCUUGAAGAGCAACUAGAAAAUUCUGUUAACAAGGUUCGAGCCAGGAAGAAUCAGCUCCUGAACCAACAGCUGGACAACCUACGGAGGAAGGAGCAAAUAUUACAGGAGCAGAACAGCCACUUGUACCGUUGUCUUAUAGAGCAUCAAGCGGCAAUGGAGCACCAGCAAUCACUGAUGGAACAGAGUACGGAGCAUACAGUAUUGGAUCAUUUCGGGCUUUAUGCAGAGGAGCAGGGGAGAAAUAUGCUUCAGCUUUCUACUCUCUCUCCUCAAAUAAAUCCUUACCGCCUCCAGCCUACUCAGCCCAAUCUACAGGAAACUAAUCUCCAGGGACAUGGUUUACAGCUCUGGUACUGA